Molecule: messenger RNA, 1256 nt
Organism: Thunnus maccoyii (southern bluefin tuna)
Lineage: Eukaryota; Metazoa; Chordata; Actinopteri; Scombriformes; Scombridae
Product: immunoglobulin kappa light chain-like
Exons: 5
Coding region: 101-1120 (339 amino acids)
Biological process (GO): response to bacterium
Source: RefSeq, a predicted model, not a curated record
GUCAGUAUAACUUCUGGUUGGCCAAUCAAAUGCAGUCUUGUCUCUGAAGAGUGAAGAAAAGAUCAAUGCUCUUUUCAUUUCACACGACAAGUUGAACACGAUGACAUCUCCAGUGUUUGCUCUCUAUCUCACAUGUCUGUUUUUGGGGAAAACAGCUCAGACAACUGCUCUGAAUUUCUCCUCAUCUGUUCGUCAAGACAGUAGUUUUAUAUCAGCUUAUUUUGGUGACAGCGUAUCUUUGAGAUGUUCCUAUGAAGGUGAUGUUGUGACAAGGCUUUACUGGUAUAAACAAAUUCUGGGACAGGGACCAAGGAUCAUCUCCACUUUCUAUACGUUUGACAGAAAUGGCACUUUUUAUAAUGAAUUCAACAACAAUCCUCGCUUCACACUGGAUACUGAAAACAGUAAAAAUUACUUGAAGAUCACAGAUUUGCACAUUUCAGACUCAGCUACUUACUACUGCGUUAGUAGCUAUUUAUACACAUUAAAAUUUUCAGAGAACAUUAUUGUAAGUGUAAAGGGUUCAGGUUUGAACAUCCAAGCUUUGGUCCAUCAGUCGGCAUCUGAGAGCAUCCAGCCAGGAGGCUCUGUGACUCUGAACUGUACAGUACACACUGGGACCUGUGAUGAUGGAAAUCACAGUGUUUACUGGUUCAAAAACUCUGAAGAAUCUCAACCAGGAGUCAUUUACACACAUGGAGGCAGGAAUGAUCAGUGUGAGAGGAACAACAACACACAAACACACACCUGUGUCUACAACUUGCCAUUGAAGAGUCUGAAUCUUUCUCAUGCUGGGACCUACUACUGUGCUGUCGCCUCAUGUGGACAGAUACUGUUUGGAAACGGGACCAAGCUGGACGUUGGCUGUAGACUCUGCUGUCUUGGUGUAUUUCUUGAGUGGAGCUUUGGCGUUCACCACCAUCCUCAGUGUUUUACUGGCUUUCUCAAUGUACAAGAUGAAGAGAAACAGCUUCCAAUCUACAGAGUCUCAAGCAAGAUUUUCAGCUUCCUAUGCAACAAACGGCGAGGGUUACCAAGACACAGACAACCUGCAUUAUGCUGCUUUAAGUGUGAACCUGCCCAACAGACCAAGAAGAGCGGGGAACAACACCAAGAAUGAAUGUGUGUACUCCAGUGUAAAGCGGUAGAAUUACAUGUUACAAUUCCAGUUUUAAAGUUUUUUAUUUUUUUAUUUUUAUACAAAAAUGCAUAUUUAGAAGUUGAUCUUGAGAUAAAUAUUUUUUGUCCUUGUGGUU